CCUUCGUGUCAUACGGUCAACCAAAUUCCAAUUAAUAAUGUCCCAACAACCGGUGCAAACAAUCCUUGUUCAAUUUUCCUUAUUAUUUUUGCUAUGUAAACUUAUGGGAAUUUAUCCCCAAGAAUUGAGAGUGUAUCAACGCUACCAUGAAUUAAAAAAGUCUUCGGUUGGAACAUUUUUCGUUAUUGUCAUUAUGCUAACGGUAAUCGUGCUUUACAAUUUUAUGAUAAUUUCAUUUUGGGAAGAAGACAGCACUUUGAAGGCUACGCAGAGUACACUUACUUUUGUCAUUGGAAUCUUUUUAACCUACAUUGGCUUAGUGAUGAUGGCAACAGAUCAACUAAGUGCCAUACGAAAUCAAAAAAAACUGGGCGAGCUUUAUGAACGCAUUCGAAAAGUUGAUGAACGGCUGUAUAGGGAGGGGUGCAUUCUCGACAACUCGGUGCUAGAGAAACGCAUUAGAAUCAUGGUCAUCUUGACAUUCGUGUUUGAAUUUUCCAUCGCAAUAUCGGCCUAUAUUGCUAUAUUAGACCACACCAAAUUGACCUCGUUGUUGUGGAUGUUUUCCUGCUUGCCAACCUUAUUCAAUUCUUUGGAUAAAAUAUGGUUUGCAUCCACCUUGUAUGGCCUGCAACAGCGAUUUGAGGUUAUCAAUGAGGCACUCAAUAACAUGGUUAAGGAGCAUGAACGUUAUCAAUCCAUGACAGAAUCGGCGAACAAAGGUGGUGAUCGUAAACGCGAUUUUAUUGUAAAUAAGAAAAAUAUGAUGAAUGAUUUUUUGUCCGAUUUCGGCCACAAGGAUAAAAUCAAAACUAUUAAUAAAUCGCCCAGAGAAUUAGGAGGAUUUACCGACAAGGGUGUUGUCCUGAAAAUUGGCAAGAAUCGCAUUAAGCCCGUGAUGGUGGUGGCCCACUCCCAAAACAAUUUCAAUCAGUUCUCAACCGAGAAGCCAUCUUUGAAAUCUGCCAUAAAAUCUCGUUACGAAAGUGAAUUGAAAAAUGUUUCACAAGUUGAGGAAAAACUGAAUAAUUUCUGUCAAAUUCAUGAUGAGAUAUGUGAAAUAGGUAAAACUCUAAAUGAAUUAUGGAGCUAUGCAAUUUUGGUAUUGAUGGCUUAUGGGUUUCUCAUAUUUACGGCCCAGCUUUAUUUUUUUUAUUGCUCUACGCAAGAUCAGGUUAUACCAUCGUUGUUUUUAUCCGCUAAAAAUGCAUUUAUAACAGCCACAUUUCUCUUUUACACCGCUGGGAAAUGUGUCUAUUUAAUCUACUUGAGCUGGAGAACUUCGUUGGAGUCAAAACGUACUGGAGUUUGUAUGCACAAAUGCGGAGUUGUUGCCGAUGAUAAUAGUCUUUAUGAAAUUAUCAAUCAUUUAUCACUGAAGUUGUUAAAUCAUUCGGUGGAUUUUAGUGCCUGUGGUUUCUUCUCAUUGGACAUGGAAACUUUAUAUGGAGUUGCUGGUGGUAUAACAAGCUAUUUGAUCAUCUUGAUUCAAUUCAAUUUAGCUGCCCAACAGGCGAAGGAUGCUGUGAGCAGUUACAGUGCCAGUGGUACUUCUGAAGUAUCACCAACCGAUAUUACGGAGAAUACAACAUCACUGACAACCUUGAUAACAUCUACAAUGACCACAAUGAUGAUAAGUUCGACAAAACCCUAAAUGUGCUUAAGCAUAUCUUCAACAAGUUAAAUAAUCAAUUAUUUUCAACUACCUGAACCGGGUCCGCUCCGCUGCUCCUUCAUUUACUUUAUAUGGAACAAAAUUAUCCUUAGAAUAUUGAUUUUCGACAAUUAAAAAGCUUUUAGUGAAAUACCAUGCAUAACAAUAUAAAUGCCUUUAUCUGAA
Molecule: messenger RNA, 1840 nt
Organism: Stomoxys calcitrans (stable fly)
Lineage: Eukaryota; Metazoa; Arthropoda; Insecta; Diptera; Muscidae
Gene: Gr66a
Product: gustatory receptor for bitter taste 66a
Exons: 5
Coding region: 38-1654 (538 amino acids)
Biological process (GO): sensory perception of taste
Cellular component (GO): dendrite; membrane; neuronal cell body
Source: RefSeq, a predicted model, not a curated record